Lutzomyia longipalpis is the source of this 4359-nucleotide messenger RNA. It is a transcript of the gene ValRS-m, whose product is annotated as valine--tRNA ligase. NCBI's taxonomy places the organism in Eukaryota, Metazoa, Arthropoda, Insecta, Diptera, Psychodidae. Gene Ontology annotation, molecular function: valine-tRNA ligase activity; aminoacyl-tRNA deacylase activity; ATP binding. The record is from RefSeq and is a predicted model, not a curated record. Bases 39 to 2894 code for a protein of 951 amino acids. Gene Ontology annotation, biological process: valyl-tRNA aminoacylation. Gene Ontology annotation, cellular component: cytosol. The transcript has 4 exons.
GUGUAUAACCAAACUUUUUCAUUUGCAAAUUAGCGGAAAUGUUUAGGUCAGGAAAAAGUGCUCAAAUCCGUGUUUUAGUGAAUAAAAUCUCCUCCAGGAGGAACAGAUCUUCUUCAUUAGGAAAUGCGUAUCAACCAAAAAACAUCGAAGGGAAGCAAUUGGUCAGGAGAAAUGACCCCACUGGGCUGACAGAGGGUAUCUUUACGAUGAUCUUCCCCCCGCCAAAUGUCACGGGGAACCUUCACCUGGGGCACACACUCACAGCCACCAUUCAGGAUGUCAUUGCCAGGCGGCAGAGAGAGAAGAAUCAGGAAGUUUUGUGGAUUCCGGGAAUGGAUCAUGCUGGGAUUGCUACGCAGGUUGUAGUUGAGAAGAAACUCAUGCAGGAACGGGCUGUAUCCAGGUAUGAUUUGGGUAGGGAGGCAUUUCUCGCUGAAGUGCUCAAAUGGAAAAAUCUCCGGGAGAAGGACAUCCGGGAGAAUCUUAAAUCUCUGGGAUUAUCUUUCUCCUGGGAACGGGAGUACUAUACAAUGGAUGAGAUGCAAUGUACGGCUGUCCGGAGGGCUUUCAUUGACCUCCAUACACGGGGAUUGAUUUACCGCGAUCGCAGCCUCGUAAAUUGGUCAUGUGCCCUUGAAUCUGCAAUCUCUGACAUUGAAAUUGACAAUUUGGAAGUUCCUGGACCAAUGGGGAUUACUGUGCCAGGGUAUGAGAGGAAUAUUACAUUCGGGGAGCUGACAGAUGUGGCUUACAAGGUUCUAGGGGAGGAAUGUGAGGAGAUUAUCGUGUCCACAACACGUCCGGAAACAAUUCUGGGUGAUGUGGCUGUUGCUGUUCAUCCUCAAGAUGAGAAAUAUGCCAAAUUUCACGGGAAGGACGUUAAACUUUGGCACCCAUUCCGAGAAACUCCCAUUCCUCUAAUUUUUGAUGAAUCUGUGGAUAAAGAUUUCGGCACGGGUGCCGUAAAGAUCACUCCUAGUCACGAUAGGAAUGACUUUCUCCUAGCCAAGCGUCAUUAUCUCCUCCAUAUUGAUGUGAUUGAUGACAAAGGGAUGAUUUCUGAGGGGUUUGGAGUAUUUUCCACUCUCCCUCGCUUCUCUGCCAGGGAGAAAGUGAAAGAAUCUCUCGCAGAAUUGAAUCUUUUGCGUCAAAUUAAGCCCCAUUCAAUGAUCCUCCCACGAUGCUCACGCUCUGGGGAUAUUGUGGAGUACCUGGUACGACCACAGUGGUACCUAAAGUGUCAGGAAGCGGCUCAGAAAGCCGUCAAAGCCGUCCGCAGUGGCGGCUUGAAGAUAAAUCCUCCGGAAAAGGAAGCAGAGUGGUUUAGAUGGCUAGAAAAUUGCACAGAUUGGUGCAUUUCCCGGCAGAUCUGGUGGGGACAUCGUAUUCCAGCCUACAAAUGCACAUCCGGCUCAGCCACAGAAUGGAUCUCUGCACUGUCUCUCGCAGAAGCCAUUGAGAAAGCCCGGAGUAUCUUUCCGGAAGGGAAAAUUGAUGCAAUUAGUCGUGAUUCUGAUGUGCUGGACACGUGGUUCUCAUCGGGAUUGCUUCCAUUCUCUGUCUUUGGAUGGCCAGGAAACCCAGAAGAAGUACAACAGUACUUUCCGCUGAAUUUAAUGGAAACUGGGCAUGAUAUUCUCUUCUUUUGGGUAGCAAGGAUGACAAUGCUCAGUUUAAUGCUUACCGGAGAGAUUCCCUUCCGGGAAGUUCUUCUACAUGGGAUUAUCUGUGAUUCCCAAGGGAGGAAGAUGUCUAAAAGCCUCGGGAAUGCUCUACUUCCUGAACAGGUUAUCAAUGGAGCCACCCUGAAGGAUCUAAUCAAACAAACGGAGCUCUUUCAUCGUUCUGGGAUUAUUAGUGAUGCCGAGAUGGAGAGAUCAAUUCAGGAAGUCACAAAGACACAUCCAAAUGGUAUUCCGGAGUGUGGAAUUGAUGCUCUGCGCUUUACGCUCUGUAGCUCCAACAUUAAGAGUCAUUUUGUGACCUUUGACACGGCUCAGUGUCAUGCCAAUAAGCUCUUCUUCAACAAAAUCUGGCAAGCAACAAAGUUCACCAUAAAAGGAUUUGAGAAUAUUAAUCCCACAGCUGAGGAUCUGAACAGAGCCGCGGGAAAUCCAUCAGAGAUGGAUAAAUGGAUUCUGCGGAAGCUUUCCCAAACUGAAGAAACAGUCCGGAAGGGAAUAGAUCAGUACAACUUCCACGUAGCCACAACAUCGCUGAAAACCUUCUUCUACAGCAACUUCUGUGAUGUCUACCUGGAGACAACGAAGCCCAAUUUGAAUGCCAAAAAUCCUCAAGCAGUCACUAAUCUCCUAACUCUGAGGACAUGCCUACACAGAGGACUACAGCUAAUGGGAUUCUUCACACCUUUCCUAACGCAGGAACUCCUAAAUCACCUUCCGGAAGCCCCAGAAAUCCCCAAUUUGGAACUUCUCACCGUUGGUGAGCAUAUCGAGGAGAUCCUAAAGAUUUGUGCCACAAUUCGGGAAACAAAGAGCCGGAAUGGAUUGACAAAGAAGGACAAUCCGAAGCUCAUUCUCUGGGCAGACUCAUCAUUCAUCAAUCAUCUCCGGAAACACGAAGGAACUUUAAAAACUCUUACCAUGAUCCCAGAAAUUGAAAUUCUAGAUGAUAGGGAUACAUUUAACACCCACAAUUGCUCAAUUAAAUCCACAGCACUACAUUUCUGCUGUUUUGGCAUAAAAACAACGGCCAAUUUGAAAGCAAAUCCCGCGCAGCAGAAAUUGACCAAAUUAAUGGCUAAUCUGGAGAAAUUGCAAGCAAUUGUUGCUGAUGAAGGUUACCAGCGAUCUGCCCCAGAAAGCAAGAAGGAAAAACAUCAGGAACAGAUAAAGCGCCUUACAGCGGAGAUUAAAGCAAUCAGAGAGCUCUAAACACGUGAGUUUGUUUACAAAUACACAAAAUGGGAAAAGUAAAGAAAAUUAGUGGGAAAAGUAGUGAAAAAGGGGUGAAAGAUGUGGAAAAUGGAGGAAAGAAGCCUGGGGGUGUUUCCGAGGCAUCCGUUGGGAUAAAGAAAAAAUCAAAAAGGGAAAAAUUUGCGCAGAAAAGGAAAAAUUUGGCACAGAGGCUCGCAUCUGGUGCACCUGCGGGGGCAUCUGGAGGCACUGGGGGGAAGAAGAAAAAACGCCGGAAGCCCAAAGCAAAGGUACCGGUUGUGGGAACACUGAAAGACCUGAGAGAUGCCCUCCCAUCGCUGGAGAGUCUUAUAAAGUUCCGCAGCAGUGUGGGAGAGCUCAAAACGGGCAUUCCGGAGUAUGACAACAAGAGUGAGCCAUCAAAGAGAUUCCAGAAGCUCUCGAGGAAGGCACAGAAGACAAAAAGAGCUGCUAAAGUGAAUUCUGAGCACGUAGCGAGGAUGAAUCAACUUCAAACACUAAUGCAGGAUAAGAUGUUCAAGCAAAAUCCACGGCAGGUGAUUGCUGAGCACAUCCGGAAUACGAGGAAAAUGGAGGAUGACAGUCCGUGGGAUUAUGAGGAGUUUUUGGGUCAGAAUGUGCCCCAAAAAUAAAAAAAAAGAGUGAACUAAAGAACGAGAUCAAAAGUGUGAAGAGAUAAUUAGGAAGCUGCUCCGUGAGAAUCUGGAACGAGAAAUAGAAAAAUUUUCCUAAUUAAUGUGUGUGAUGCAGGUACCGUUAGAGCGGGGGCUCUUCCUCUUUGUUUCUUCACAAAUCAAUGCUGUAUGGAAGGAAAUACCUCACGAUGCUCUUCUUUCGUCGCAAUGAGAGUAAAAAAUAUUCAUCUUUCGCAUUCAAAUUAUCACCUCACGGAUUACCUGAGUUGAGUUUAUUGACAAAGCUGUAAAAGAUUGUCCCCCAGAUGAGGUAUAAAAGGCACAAAUUGCGUCUAAGAAUGGUUCAUUCAGUGGAAUAUCAUCUCAGUGCUGUGCAAGAGGACAUCUCAACAAGACUUUUGUGGAUUUACAGUGAAGAAGAAAUUAUAUUUAAAGAAAAAAGGAUAUUUUGUGUUGUGCUACAGGAAGAUGCUGGGAGAGGUUUUAUCGGUGGUUUGGCUACUUCUUCUGGGUUAUUGUCUCGGUAAGAGUCCACCUUCCAAUGAAGUCACUUCCGCCAGGCAAGGAAGAUGUGAGUAAAAGUAACAAAAAAAAUUGAUCUUUUCCUUUGAAAAAAAUUCUUAUAAAUAGAUAAUUAGUUGGUAUACCACAAUCGUGGCAUACCAAGUAUUUUCUUGGCAAUGGGGCCAAUUCUAGGGAUUUCUGGCUAAAAGAUUAAAUGGGAAAGAAAAGUUGUUAAUUUUACAGUUGUGUUCAAAAUAAUGGGAAAUGUAUCGUGUAAUUUAAGGAUAUUUAAGUUGAAUAAAACGUUUUUAUUAAUUAAUAAC